CUGCAGCGACAGCUCACUUUUGUGUUUUGGAACGGUAUGAAGGGUUGACAUUCAACAGCCAAAUAACUUUUGAUUUCACACCUUCAUGACUUAACCGAUUGUGGCAUAUACUACUGCUUUUUAACAUGAACUUCAUCAGAUCUCGCAUUGCCACUGGGACGUUGAUUGGUCAGUGGCGCGGACAUGCGUUGGAGCACGGGGGUGUUCGGAGGAUGUGUAACAAACCCCAGGAGGGGCACGCUGAGGUGCCUGCAGUACCAGCACAAGGCCCCCGUCCUGGGUUCAAGCUGCCCGGCUACAGACCGUCCAACAUGGACAGGAAGAUCCUAGUCUGGUCCGGACGCUUCAAGACCCCCGACCAGAUCCCAGAGCUUGUGUCGUUCGAGAUGAUUGAUGCAGCCAGGAACAAGGUCCGAGUGAAGGCCUGCUACAUAAUGAUGGCGGUCACCAUCGGAGCCUGUCUAGUCACGGUCAUCUUGGGAAAACGGGCUGCUGGCAGACAUGAGUCUCUGACCUCUCAGAACAUGGAAAAGAAGGCAAGAUGGAGAGAAGAGAUGCAGAAGGAGAAGGACACAACAGCAGCCAUAGAAGCAGCUAGCCUGACCGUAAAGGCUCAGUGAGAGGGACUGGAUGAGAACGGCCACACCUACACCUGUCCCCCAACACUACACUCUUGUGUCACACUGUUGUAGUCCCAUCCACUGGGCUGAUGGUUGGUACGGUAGCCUGUGGUACUGGGAACUCCAUAUCUCUUGUAAUGUAGCAUUGCACAGGAAUUGAGCAGAGAGAUUUGGUAUUUCGUUUUGGUUCAAUUACUUACACCCCAGAUCCCGUUUCUAUUUCAGAAAGAAUGUAUGAGAGGUCAGUUGUAUACAAUAACUUUAGAUUUUAACAGAGAUUUUAUAGAGAAAUCUUUACUGAGUAUAUGUAUUUGGUUUAGAGCAUUUCACCCACACACACAAUGGAAGUAUGCCAAAUGUUCAUUGCUUUUUUCAUCCAUAAUUUGGUCCAUUGUCUGGAAGUGCUUUUUUUGUUUUGGGAUUUUGCAGACCUAAUGAAAGCACUCACUCAUUAUUCUGAAUAUAGCUUAACAUGUGACUGUCAAAACCAUCCUUAUUUUUCUCUCAUGCUCCUCUGUGUAAAUGCCUUAAAUGUAACCACAUUUUGUCUAGCAAGAAAGUAAAACUAUAGGUCCAUUCUGGGUGUACUGCAAAGACUGUAGGUGUUUGGAAGGCUGGAAUUUCAGUCAGGAUGGCUAAAUCAUGACUUAAGGUACACCUGUAUACGUUUUGCACUUUAAUGUACAACAUAGCUUAUUUUCAGGUAAGUACAUUGGAAAGUGGAUCACCGAUGGGUCCUUGUGUACAUGCCAGAUCACUCCUUCUAGCCUCAUCCUUACCUGAAUUUAAUGUCCUUACAUUGAGCAGUGUACAAACCUCUGUGUAUUGUAAAGCCAUUCAAAUGAUCGUGAAAAUCUAAGGCUGUCAAAGUAGUUCUAAGUAAGUUAGAUGGCACCGUAUUAGAAUCAUAGAGGUUUGAAUGAGACAAGUUCACAACAAGUUCAUGAAACAGCAUUUAUGCAAAUGGCAUAACAUAGGACAGUUAUACAAACUCAAUACGACUGCAGUAUUGAACAUGAAGAGCUAGUAAUCAAUGGAGGAAUCUGACAAAAUAAAGAACAUGGUAAACAAUC
Osmerus eperlanus (European smelt) is the source of this 1693-nucleotide messenger RNA. RefSeq names its product family with sequence similarity 162 member A (gene fam162a). Gene Ontology annotation, biological process: neuron apoptotic process; cellular response to hypoxia; positive regulation of release of cytochrome c from mitochondria. The transcript has 5 exons. Gene Ontology annotation, cellular component: mitochondrion. NCBI's taxonomy places the organism in Eukaryota, Metazoa, Chordata, Actinopteri, Osmeriformes, Osmeridae. The record is from RefSeq and is a predicted model, not a curated record. Bases 126 to 620 code for a protein of 164 amino acids.